Molecule: messenger RNA, 2481 nt
Organism: Octopus bimaculoides (California two-spot octopus)
Lineage: Eukaryota; Metazoa; Mollusca; Cephalopoda; Octopoda; Octopodidae
Product: renin receptor
Biological process (GO): positive regulation of Wnt signaling pathway
Cellular component (GO): membrane; external side of plasma membrane
Molecular function (GO): signaling receptor activity
Source: RefSeq, a predicted model, not a curated record
UGAUCUCCCUUGACAACAGCGACGACUACUUCCGUAUCCGGUUUUCUAUAUCAUGUGAAUGGUCACGUGAUCAUUACUCUCCAAAAUGUCUUCGACUCGAUUCUUCCGCUCUUCAGCUUUUCUGCUGUUUCUGAUCAGCAACAGUGCUGUUGUUGUUAUUGGUGAUUUACUUCAUAUAGCACAUGCCCCAAACUAUGUUACCUUUUUUGAAAGACCUACCAAAAGUUUGUCAACCAGCAAUAUUCCCAAGAUGAUUUCUCAUUCCUUUGGACUUUCUUCUUCCCCAAUGGAGUGGGAUGGCAUGUUACAAGGAUCACUUUUCAAGAAACCAAAAGCUAAUGUGAUGAUGACAUUGUUAGGCUACGAUGGAAUUGAGCAAUCACCAGUAAUGCCAAAAGCAGUUGCUAAAUACACUGUUCAGAAUGAUGUUCCAUUUGUUGAUUUCAAUCAAGUUGUGGAUUCUCUCCUGAAGAAUUCAUUUGAUAUGGACCCUUUAACAGUUCAACUUAUGAGUGACACCCAGACAGUGGAUGUGCGGUCAGAUCAUGAUGCUUUUAAGAAUAUGUUGUUUACGCCAUCAAAACUCUUUGACCGUUUGUUUGAAACAGAUUCUGUCAUGAGUCAGUUUGAUAUUGGUACUGUGAAUAUAAGUCACAGCUCUGAUGCAACAUUAUUAGCUGAGCUUCAGAUGAUUUUGGACAUUAUGAAGAAGUUAAAAGAUAAUCCAACUUACAUAAGAAGCAAAACUCCAGACUUUUUCUCAUUUCCCAUGACUGGGUUGCAGAGAAUGGCUGAACAACAUGGCAAAGAUUCUCCAAAGCUUCUCUCUGCUACUAAACUUCUCAAUCAAUUUGUUGACAAGAUGACCUCUGACUUCCGCAACCUCUACGAUGACGGUGUCAUUGUUGAGGUCCUCAUCACCCAACCCAUACAUGGAGAUCUACUGCACAAAACCAGAAGUUUGAUGGAGGUCACUGAGACGAAACGCAAUGGUACCUUAAACCUCGUUGGAAACUACUCUGACAAUUAUGCUUCCGUUUUCAACAUUAUUCUGUGGGGGAUGAUUGUGCUGAUGGUUGCUCUUUUUGUUAUAUCUUAUGGUAUUUGGAACAUGGAUCCAGGCCGUGACAGUGUUAUCUACAGAAUGACCAGCCAGCGAUUGAAAAAGGAAUAAUUCUAUCUUUGGUUUUUCUGCGUCGUAGAAAAUUAAUUGAAAUUUCUGAGUGAAAGUUUGUUUGCAGAGGCUUGAGACAUAUUUCAGUAUAGACAGCAGCUUAGGUUGUUAAAGCUGUCUUACUGAUGCGUGUGUGUGUGUAUAUAUAUAUAUACAUAUAUACACACACACACACACACAUGUAUAUGCAUACAUACACACAUCAUAAUGAAAUGAUGAUAUAUAUAUAUAUAUAUGUGUGUGUGUGUAUGUAUAUAUAUAUGCAUACAUACACAUGCAUAUAUAUAUAUAUAUAUAUAUAUAUACACAUACAUAUAUAUAUACACAUACAUAUAUAUAUAUAUUCAUAUAUAUAUAUAUAUAUAUAUAUAUAUAUUAAACCAUCAGUAAGAUUGUUACAGCUGUCUUACUGAUAUAUGUGUGUGUAUAUAUAUGUAUGUAUAAAACUAUUAGUGAGGUUGUUUUAAUUGUUUUACCUCUACAGCAAUUCUCUACAUACAUGUAUAAUAGAUCUUUGCUAGUUACUGUUGACCAAUAAAUCAGUUAAUGUUUUUUAGUUUUAAUUCACUGAUGGAUCAAAUUAACCAGAAGCUUUAUAUUUUUCUUGUUGCUAGUCAGGCUCUGCUGUACUUAACUCUCACAAAAUUCUCAACUUUACACUCCUCAAUCGUUUAAUUAUUUCAUAAGUUUUAUCAAAACUAGGAUUUUCUGUUUUCCUACCAAAAGUUUAAUCUCUUUUUGUUUUCAGCAGAUUCAUAGCAAUAUUUCAUUUUAAUCAUGUAUUUAUAUUUAAAUAUAUGAAAAUAAGUUUUUUGAGUGAGAAAUUAUUGUUGAGAUGUGGAGUAUUCUACAAACUUGUCAAGUUUGGAAUUAAUUUCUGAAGAUUUUUCAGUGAAUCUUGACUUUGGUUGCAGUAAUUUCUUGUGACACAAUUCCAUAUUUUUUUCUGUUUUAUUUCAAAUAUAAACUUUAGACUUUCAAAUAUAAACUUUAGACUUUCAAAUAGAACAAUCUUCUUGAUAAAUAUUGUGUUUGACUGGGUAUGUCUACAAUUUUAGGGGUAGAUUUAGGGGUACAUAGGUCUGAUCUUUCUGUUAGAAGAUCAGAUAUUUUCAAGUUUGACAUUCCACUGUAAAAACCAAUAAAUUGUUGGAUUGGGUCAUGUUUGUUAAAGCAUGAACACCCUCACAUCCACACAACAGCUGCCCUUUCUGAUAAACCAAUUCUAUUGUUCCAAUUCCACUUUGUUUUAUUGUGAUAUAUUUUGUUUAUUUUUUUUGUUUUUUCCAAAUAAAAUGUUAAUUUUA